UUGUGCAAGUUGGUGAAACGUGGUGAAAGGCUAAAGCCAAAGCACGAUUCCUCUGUCGAAGCCAUCGUGGCAGGAGGUGUAAAAGGCUGAGUUGAGGCUCUUCUCCGUGCUCCUCGGUCCGUCUGCUCAGUGGUGCUGAUGAGAGGAUUUGAGUCACUUCUUUAACACGCCACGCCCCCAGUGAGAGAGCAGGGGAUGACAGUGAUGCUAGGCAUGCUUCUGAGGAGCUGCCUCUCCAGACACCGCCGACGGGACCACUGUGGACUGUACUCCCCAUUUACAACUCUCCAUUUGUUGUACAUCUCUCAAAUGCACUUGGGUUUUGUUUAGGAGCAUUUUAAAUAAGAAACACUCCCAAACGUGUUUCUUUCUUUCUUUUUAAUUACACAUAUCCCUAAUUAAUUUGGCUGCAUCUCUCACAAAACUCGUAGUACUCCAUUCUUCCAAAUGCUUCGCCUGCCAGUCUCGUUUUGCAUGUGCGUAUAGCCGCUGGUUUAAGUCUGCGCCCAGGUGAUUUACGUCAAAUGGUUGCAAAGGAAAUCGUUUAUUUCUAGCCUUUUAUAAUUUCUUUAAUAUAUUUUGAAAGCGCGUCCACGUUUUUUCACAAUGGCUGAUGCUAACGCGGAAUGCAAUAUCAAGGUGUUGUGUCGAUUUCGUCCACUCAACCAGUCCGAAAUUAUCCGUGGAGAUAAGUUCAUCCCACUGUUUCAAGGAGAAGACACUGUCAUCCUUGGGGGGAAGUCAUAUGUGUUUGACAAGGUGUUCCCCACCAACACCACCCAGGAACAGGUCUACAGCGCCUGUGCCAAACAGAUUGUCAGAGAUGUACUGGGUGGAUACAAUGGGACUAUCUUUGCCUAUGGACAGACAUCCUCAGGAAAGACACACACCAUGGAGGGGAACCUUCAUGACCCCCAGGCAAUGGGAAUCAUACCCCGCAUCGCUGAGGACAUAUUUGAACAUAUAUUUGCCAUGAAUGAAAACUUAGAAUUCCACAUAAAGGUAUCCUACUUCGAGAUCUAUAUGGAUAAAAUCCGGGACCUAUUGGAUGUGACAAAAACCAACCUGUCAGUGCAUGAAGACAAACACAGAGUUCCUUAUGUAAAGGGUUGCACUGAACGAUUUGUUACAAGUCCUGAGGAGGUGAUGGAUGUGAUAGAUGAAGGAAAGGUCAACCGUCAUGUAGCUGUCACCAACAUGAAUGAGCACAGUUCCCGCAGCCACAGCAUCUUCCUGAUAAACAUCAAACAGGAAAACGUGGAGACAGAGCAGAAGCUGAGUGGGAAGCUAUACCUGGUUGAUCUAGCUGGCAGCGAGAAGGUCAGUAAGACAGGUGCUGAGGGAGCGGUGCUGGAUGAGGCCAAGAACAUCAACAAGUCUCUGUCAGCCCUGGGGAACGUCAUCUCAGCCUUGGCCGAGGGAACAAAAUCCCAUGUGCCAUACCGGGACAGCAAAAUGACUCGUAUCCUACAGGACUCGCUCGGUGGGAACUGUCGCACCACCAUGUUCAUCUGCUGCUCUCCCUCUAGCUACAACGAUGCAGAGACCAAAUCCACCCUGAUGUUUGGCCAAAGAGCCAAGACCAUUAGAAAUACUGUAACGGUGAACCUGGAACUCACAGCAGAGCAGUGGAAGAAGAAGUAUGAAAAGGAAAAAAGAAGAUUUGCCAGAGAUAAGAGCAACACAUUUAGAAAAAACAUAAUAUUUUGUUUCUGGUUUUUAGGUGAAAAUGUUGUUGUGUUGGGGCAGCUGAGUGAAGGACUGGAGAAUGUCCCUGUGGUGCCUCCAGAAUCUGAAGAGCCAGUUCUUGACAUCUGUAGCCCCUGCAGCUCCUGUUCAAUUGCCUCCUCUAUUGUGGUCCACAUCUCUGACGAGGAGCGACAGAAGUAUGAGGAGGAGAUCCGCAAACUUUACAAACAGCUGGAUGAUAAGGAUGAUGAUAUCAAUCACCAGAGCCAGAUGGUGGAGAAGCUGAAGGAGCAGAUGCUUGACCAGGAGGAGCUUCUAGCAUCAUCCAGGGGCGAUGGUGAGAAGGUGCAGUCAGAGCUUAGCAGGCUGCAGACGGAGAAUGAAUCUGCUAAGGCAGAGGUGAAGGAGGUCCUUCAGGCCCUGGAGGAGCUGGCAGUCAACUAUGACCAGAAGAGCCUGGAGGUCGAGGAGAAGAGCAUGCAAAAUAAGCUCUUGGCUGAAGAGCUUGAAAAGAAAAUGGCUCACUUUAUGGCUUUAGAGGCAGAGCUGUCACGUAUCCAGGAAGUGAGCAGCCACCAGAGGAAACGGAUUGCCGAGAUUCUCAAUGGGCUCAUGAAAGACCUGAGCGAGUUCAGCAUCAUCGUUGGAAAUAGGGACAUCAAGUUGCCUAUGGAGAUCACUGGUGCGAUUGAGGAGGAGUUCACAGUGGCCCGUCUCUACAUCAAUAAGAUAAAGUCAGAGGUGAAGUCCAUGGUGAAGCGCUGUCGUCACCUGGAGAACCUUCAGAUGGAGUGUCACCGCAAGAUGGAGGAGACAGGAAGAGAGUUGUCCUCGUGCCACCUCCUCAUUUCACAGCAUGAGGCAAAGAUCCGCUCUCUCACUGAGUACAUGCAGAAUGUGGAGCUGAAGAAGAGACAGCUGGAAGACAGCUACGACUCUCUGAGCGAGGAGCUGGCCAAACUCCAAGCUCAAGAGAGCAUGUCACAGGUGACCAGGGGGAGGAAUCUCACAUUUGUCCAGGAUUGCUGUGAUAUAAAGAGGGCUCUGGAGCAGCAAAUGGAGUCACACCGCGAGGUGCACAGCAAACAGCUUAGCCGCCUGCGAGAUGAGAUCAAUGAGAAGCAAAAGAUCAUCGACAACUUAACUGACUGUAACCAGAAGCAGCAGCUGGAGUUGGAGCAACUGCAUGAUAACUUUGAACGUCUCAGGACCCAAGACCAUCACAAAAGCCGGCAGCUUGAGGAACUGACGUUUCUCCAUGAGAAACAUGAGCAGUCAAAGCAGGACCUCAAAGGGCUGGAAGAGACUGUUGCUCGAGAGCUCCAUACCCUGCACAACCUCCGCAAGUUGUUUGUUCAAGACCUCACGACUCGAGUUAGAAAAAGUGCAGAGAUGGAGCCUGAUGAUACUGGGGGAUAUAUCAUGCAGAAACAGAAGAUUUCCUUUCUUGAAAACAACCUGGACCAGCUUACAAAAGUUCACAAGCAGCUGGUGCGUGACAAUGCAGAUCUUCGCUGUGAGCUUCCAAAACUGGAGAAACGUCUUCGCUCUACGGCUGAGCGAGUUAAGGCGCUGGAGGGUGCAUUAAAGGAGGCAAAGGAAGGAGCCAUGAAGGACCGCCACCGCUACCAGCAGGAGGUGGAGCGGAUCAAAGAUGUGAUGAAGGCCCGCAAUCCUUUCCGCCGGCCCCAUGCUGCACAGAUAGCCAAGCCAGUGCGUCCUGGCCACCUCCCAGUCUGCUAUCCCACCAACCCCUUCUUCAUCCGAGGCUACAGCGAUCACCCCAUGCCCUUCUGCAAUGCUGUUUCCCACAACAGCAACAACCAACAAGCAGCUGCUCCUGCUGCUGCUCCAGCAACACCAAAGCAUGAGCACAGGUCACCCGAGGUCGACUCCAAUCAGAACAGCCCCGUCAAACAUCUGGGAUCCCAGAGCGACGACACGCACGACAGCAGUGAUCAGAACAACGUGUUUCCAGCUGAACCAAGCCAAACGGGCAGCAACACUGCAGAGAUGCUCGAUUCAGAAAAUGGAAACACCACAGAUAUCAAUGACAACAGAACUGACGUCUGCGACAAUCAAGACCCAGCCAGACUCUACAGCCUGCAGCCAGAGGCUUCAGCCAGCUAAUAGUCCUGAGCAGGCAGACGUUUCUUUUGAGGCUUCUUCUCUAAAUCUGCAUGCAGUCGAUCACCGUCCUCCCACACUUGCCUUCCUCUCUCAUCCUCACCUCCUGUAAACAGACCUCUAUCUCCUGUUUCCCUUUACCUCCUCCUGCUUGCUCCGCUCCAGUCCCUUCUCCCUCCUUUACUAUGAUGUGUCGGGUGUAUGUGUGUAUCAGGUUGGUAAGCACUGCAUUUCAAAUGCCUGACCUGGCAGCUUACACCCGUGCUGCUGCUGCACCCACUACCCCAUGACUUGGAAUAAUAAAAAGGGACCACAAAAAAGGGAGCCGGAGGAAAUUGCUGUGGGUAACCACUAGGGUGCGCUGUUUGCCUCAUUGGGGGAAUCACAGUGGACAUAAAACCAGUACAUUUAAUAAUAAGCUGAAUUUAAUCUUUAUUAUUAUUCUUAAACAUGAGUAUGGGUCAGGGCACUCCAAAAUUAAACUGUGUUAAACAAUAUGAAUACAGGGUGAACCUCCGGCUCAUUUUACUGAUAUUUAUGCGUUUGAGUGUGCAUGUUGAUUUUUGUUAUUGGUCAUAAUAAGAAAGCUACUGAGGCAAUGUUGUCGGGAAAUGUUUUAGUAGAAACACCAGUCCAGGAGAGGCUGUUUACAUUUGUGUAAAUAGGAUAGGCAGCCCUAAAAUUUAGUUUUGCUUGAAGAAUAAGAACUGUAAUAUUCUAUAUUGUAUGUUUGGUACUGCCAUUACAGUAAAUACCAUGAGAAGACCAAAAGCCAGUAAAGCCAGUUUUUCUGAUGUACUAAAGUUGGCAAUUAGACUUGCUUUGAGGCUCUUAAAGAUGUUGCAUCUCUCAUCCAAGAAGCUUCUGAUUGACUGGUGGGGAAUCCCAGGUAUCAGUACACCAUGACCUGAUGACAGAAAAUCUCCACGAUGUGUUAGUUUGUCUCUCGGUUUUUAAAACUAGACCGUGAAUAUAUUGUUUCAUUUUUUAAAAGGCUAAAAAAAUUUCUUGAAACAGCUGGGAACUGUAGUUUUUAAGCAAACAGUACUCAAACCAGAGUAAAUUCAUUUGUCAGGGUUAUUUUUAGCCACAUUUGGCGCUCUAGUGAGUACUCCCAGCAACAGGUUGUGGGACUGACACAAAAUGUACUAUAAAAUAUGUUAAGCAGUGCAACAAUGUGGCUCAUUAAUGUGUUUUUAAUAUUUUAUGGGCAAAAAAUAAGCAGUGUCGAAGAGGAGCAAACUGUCUGGUUAUAGUUGAUCGAUUAAUUGUUGGUUUUGGUUUUUUCCUGGAAUUUGUAGAAAAAAUGAAAAAUAUAGAAUAUUACCAGACCUUUUCCUUUAAAGUGCAUUUUCAAUUUUUUUGUCAGUUUCAGUCCAAACUGAAAUCAUUAUUGCUAAUUUCAGUUUUUAUUUCCACCCUAAAACUAUAAGGAUAAUUACAAUAUGAAUUUUUGGAAGCAGUGUCAGUAGUCAUAGUAUUGAAUGUUUUAUCAUGUCUACUGUUAGGUAGACCAACACAAAUCAAAAACUCACACUAAGUUAAAAUACACACAUACUUGCAUUAGUUUAGACUUAAUUCAGCUUGUAUUCAGAUUUCUCACAUUUGACAUUUUUCAAUCAAAUGAAACAAGGAAAACGUAGGUUUACAUAUACAGUAAGUAUCUUUGGUGCCCCCCCUUGCAGGAUUUAUUUCUGAUUCCUAGACUGUAAUACAGUGUGUUCACUUAUUAGAUUAAAAUGACUAUUUAAACAAAUAACCCCUAUACCCAUGUUGGUGUUUUAGAUCUCAGAUCUUGUUCUGUUCCUGGCACCGUCUCACCAAGCACAAGAAAAACCAAAGUGAUAAAUGAGGAAGUUGGAUAAAGCAUUGUUUUAAAUAUAUUACAUAAAUAUUCAGUGGUUAAUCAGUCGCCACCGCAUGUCUGGCUUUUUGUACACAUGACUUCUUUUAACUAGUCUGAAAAGGAAUUUCAUUUCAACCAUAUUUAAAGACAAAAAUACACAAAUUCUGGUUGUUUUUAAAAAGACUUUCAAGCUGUAAAUCAUCCCUAAAACACUGCCCGUCAGGGAUCCUCUGUCAGAUAUUCAGUCAUUGUCAUCGCAAGAGCAUGGCAGAGUGAAAGAAAUAUAACUGUGUAGCAACUAUUUUUAUACUGCUAGUUCUACUUUGAAAUAAAUUAAUUAUUUGUUGCUCUAUAAUUUAUUUGCUAUUUAUGGUGAUUUAUAACUUGAAUGUGAGCAUUUGCGUUUAACUUGAUGUGUAAAUGAUUCUGUUGACAUGCAUUUCCUAUAAUGCGGAAAUGCUAACGCUUUUGUUUUCCAGAGUUGUGUCAUUAAAUGAAAAUGAAUGCACGUAUGCAGCAACUGUUUCAAAAUUAAGUAGUUUAGGAGAUGACUGAUCUUACAGUUCUUUAUGAAUCACCUCCAGACUGUAACCAAAGCCCUAACUGUAGUGAGUCAUUCACAGAAUGACUCUUGCUCUGUAGUAGCCUAUACAUACUCGGUUGGUCACCUGAACCAAAAGUUACUAUAGGUUAUCAAGAGCUGAUACAGCUCUGUCUUAUCCCUCAGACAGACACAGACAAAUAUAGCCCCUUAUUAGUCAAUGACGUGUUUGACCUUUGACCUCAAAAUACAGCUUUAUGACAUAUCAUGUAUGACUUGGUUGCAUUCAGAGAGCUAUCUGAGCAGAUAAGUUGAUUACUGUAGAUUGUCUACUGGCACAAUGAUUAUCAGUCACUCCGCACCAAUUGGCACACUCUUUUUGUGAAUCUCCUGAUCAACCAGUCAGGAUGAAAGAGUUGAGGGUGACAGCGGAGGGACCAUGAAUCGGGCACUCUGUGUGUGCAUUUAUUCUGGAGGAGAAUAGGAGCCGUUUCUACUUAGCAGAUUCUUUUAACAAAGCAAGCCAGUGGCCAGUAGCUUGCAAAUAACAGUGUGAAUAUUUUGUACAUAUGGUAUACCAAUAAAAUACUUUUUGGGUAGACACAGGGGAAGACAUGUAGUGUUAUACAUAACUUUAGUUACCCAAGUAUUUUACUCAUACCCCAUAUAUACACAAUUAUUACACUGUAAAGUACAGACUGAAAUCUAAAGAGGUACUUGAUACAAAUGCAUGGAGCACUUUCUUAAUUCUUUUUCUGUUGUUCUUCACCACAGCCCUUUACUAAGAUAGCAACUGUUCAAUUUGACUGUUUCCCAAGUGUAAAAAAAGGUCAUUGAACUUUGUUAUCACUGGAUUGUAGAUAACCUAUAGAAACUCUGAGUUGAAUGUGAAUGGCCUUUUCUUUAAUCAACAUGAUAUUUGUUGUUUGUGUGACUGAGUGUAGAAUUUAUUUUUAUUAUUAUUCUGUUUGUCUUCUUGUAAUUGUAACCAAUCUGAAAAUAUUCUGGAAAGGUCACUAAUAUGUGAUGAUAUGUAGUUUAAAUAUGCAGAAUUAGAACUACAACAAGAGUGGCUCAGAAAAGACAGAGGCAAAAUGUCUGUGUUUGUUUGUCGAACUGUGUGUUGGUUGGUUUGUUUAUAGCGUGUGGUGUAGUGCAUGCAGUACCCUGUUUUGUAGCUGCUGAGAAACUAUUAUCUCUUAAAAAAAACAUUUCAAUAAAGAUCCACCUAUG
Monopterus albus (swamp eel) is the source of this 7436-nucleotide messenger RNA. RefSeq names its product kinesin family member 5A, b (gene kif5ab). The transcript is spliced from 29 exons. Bases 607 to 3819 code for a protein of 1070 amino acids. Gene Ontology annotation, molecular function: microtubule binding; ATP binding; microtubule motor activity. The record is from RefSeq and is a predicted model, not a curated record. Lineage: Eukaryota; Metazoa; Chordata; Actinopteri; Synbranchiformes; Synbranchidae. Gene Ontology annotation, biological process: microtubule-based movement.